Mercurialis annua (annual mercury) is the source of this 1590-nucleotide messenger RNA. RefSeq lists its product as uncharacterized. The transcript has 3 exons. The coding region runs from base 789 to 1298 and encodes 169 amino acids. The record is from RefSeq and is a predicted model, not a curated record. Lineage: Eukaryota; Viridiplantae; Streptophyta; Magnoliopsida; Malpighiales; Euphorbiaceae.
AUUCCUCAUUCAUAUCUGUAAUUCAUUAAUGGCUGCUUUUUAAUUAGACAAAUUCAUAUUCGUUCAUCAAAUUAUCGCUUAUGUUUUGUUUUCCGUUGUAUUAUUUCUUCUUCAAUUACUUUUUAUUAUCUCAUUAUAGGUUGUCUCUACUUAAUUAAAGAAUGUGAAAUUAGGUAUUGAAUUACGUAGAUGUUACUUUUGAUUUUAUUUUAUUUCUUUCAAAAUGUCGUUAAAUUUGAAAGUGAAUUAAAUAGAGUUCAAUUUGAUUAUCAUAUGGAGUAAUAAUGUAAUGGCUAACUGGCAAUUUUUUAUGCCGCAGAAAUUUAUUUGGCACUCUCUUAUCAUAAGAGGAAGACGAAGAACCAGUUUAAUAUAUUUGGCCAUUUACAUUAGAAUUAAAUUUAAUUUUUGCACAAAUUGUUAAUUAUAUCCUUUGAUGUGCUGUCAUUUAUUGUUUGAUGCUCAAUUUAUUUUCAGAUUUGUUGUACCAAUGCUAAGAUUUUGAAGUUUCUUUAUCAUGUCCUUUUACUGGCAUUCUUGAUACACAAAUCUUGGUUCUUACUUUACAAGAUCACAUUUGUUACCCCUAUAUUUUAGCAGUUAAUUGCAAUGAAAGCUAAUUCUGCAAUUCAACUCUUGUUUUUCUCAUGUCGGUUUUGUUGUUAUGUUGCACAUUUUGAGUAUUUUCAGUCCCUCGUCAUGGCAUUCUUGAUACUAAACUCUUAAUUCUUGCUGCUUCUUAAAUCAUGCACAACUCUUGCCCCUUAUGAUUUCAGCAGUCAAUUGGGAUGAAAGCUAACUCGGGAAUCGCUCAGAAAGAGAAAUUCUCUACAGUAAGUGUUUUUAGUGGCUCCUCGGAUUAUAAAUGCAAUGAGCAGGAGGAGACUGCUUCAUUACCAGAACUUAGGGAACUGGAAGUUGUUUCUCUUGAACCUCAUUUAGUUGACGUGUGCAACAGAUCUUGCUGUCGGCCUAGAAGGAACUUGUGUCCUUUUAAAGGCGACAUUUGUAACAUUCUACCUUCAUUAUUGGGAAAGGAUGAUCUGGAAUAUCAAUUGGAUGUUAACACCAGCCACUUUGGUUUACUCAGCUUUUCACCGCCACUGCGUACAAAAAAUCCCUUAGUCUGUGAUGUAACGUUUGUUCAUCAAAACCUAGAAAAAAAUUCUGUACUCGGAAAUACCGUUGGAGAGAUUGAUCAUCGUUCAGGAGCAAAGGUUCAUCGUCAUGGAAAUUAUGAAAGGAAACCAAUUAUAAGGAUUGAAGGUUUUGAUUCGAAAGAUUCCAAGUCGAAUUAAUGGUAGCAACUGCAAAUAAUUGGUAGGUAGGUCAAGUGUUCUCAAUUCUUUCCCCACUUCAAUUUUAUUCAUGAUGUGGGUAGGGGAAUUAUAGUCUUGUAAAUAGUACAUACCAUUUCUCAGCUUGUUUCUGUAGACAAACAAAAUUAAGAAAUGUACAUGCUGAGUGCUGACAUUUUGUAUAGAGGCAUUAGGAAUUGGAGUAGACUUUCUUGAUUUAGAACUAUGAUGAUUGUUUGCAAUCAAACUUCACGAUUGUCGUCUGUUAUUGAAAGGGUAUAUCUUUUUUCAA